Molecule: messenger RNA, 5856 nt
Organism: Sciurus carolinensis (gray squirrel)
Lineage: Eukaryota; Metazoa; Chordata; Mammalia; Rodentia; Sciuridae
Gene: Clic2
Product: chloride intracellular channel 2
Exons: 6
Coding region: 315-1058 (247 amino acids)
Source: RefSeq, a predicted model, not a curated record
GACUCAUGGCAUUGAAGCCUCUCUGGAAACACCCCCACCCUUCUGGUCAUCCAGUUUACACACACCCCUUGAGCUCCUCCUUGGUUCAAAUGUUAAAUCAAGAGGAAGAAGGAAAACAAAUUAAAGAGCUGCUCUUAAGUAUCUUGAAUUUUCUGUGUCCCCCCUCUUAAUAGGAGAGAAUACCCCAAGUUUGACUGUUCCCUGAAAGUACACUCUCUUCUUAAAGCAUCAACAUUAUUCUAACCUUUGGAUAAUACUAGAAGAAGAGGUCACCUGUAUUUUUGCUUCUGACUACUGGAAGUAAAAGCAGAAAGAUGGCAAGCCUGAGGACCAACACUGAAACAGACCCUGAAAUCGAGCUUUUUGUGAAGGCUGGAAGUGAUGGGGAGAGUAUUGGAAACUGUCCAUUUUGCCAACGCCUCUUUAUGAUUCUCUGGCUUAAAGGAGUUAAAUUUAAUGUGACAACUGUUGAUAUGACCAGAAAGCCGGAAGAGCUGAAGGACUUAGCCCCAGGUACCAAUCCUCCCUUCUUGGUGUAUAACAAGGAGCUGAAAACGGACUUCAUUAAAAUUGAGGAGUUUCUAGAGCAAACAUUGGCUCCUCCAAGGUAUCCUCACCUGAGUCCCAAGUACAAGGAAUCCUUUGAUGUGGGCUGUAACCUCUUUGCCAAAUUCUCUGCAUACAUUAAGAAUACACAAAAGGAGGCAAAUAAGAAUUUUGAAAAAUCUCUGCUCAGAGAGUUUAAACGUCUUGAUGACUACUUAAACACCCCACUUCUGGAUGAAAUUGAUCCAGACAAUGCUGAGGAACUCAGAGUUUCCAGAAGAUUGUUCUUGGAUGGGGAUCAGCUAACACUGGCUGACUGCAGCUUGUUACCCAAACUGAACAUUAUUAAAGUUGCUGCUAAGAAAUACCGUGACUUUGACAUUCCAGCAGAAUUCUCAGGAGUCUGGCGCUAUCUCCACAAUGCCUAUGCUCGUGAAGAAUUUACCCACACUUGCCCCAAAGACAAAGAAAUUGAAAACACCUAUGCAAAUGUAGCUAAACAGAAGAGUUAAAAUAACUCUUUCAGGAGAAAAAGCUAUAUUUGUUAUCAGAUUUCACUUUCUGCUUCAUUAGAAAAUUUUUGAGAAAUAAGAAUGUGAAAAACAGUAUUUCCUCUAUCCAACCCAUUUAUGAAAAAGAACUCUGUAUUUUCUGUAUCUAAGUAACCAUAAAAAAUGUGUUCAUUCUGCAUUUUACAGAUCUUCACAUUUUCGGUUCAUUUUUAUUUAUUCCUAUGACAAACCAUGGCAACCUUGACUGACAUGGAAAGUAUCAAGAUAAUUUUAUGUUUUUAUUAGUUUCAUGUGCACAUAAGUUUAUGACAUGAAUAAUAAGAUCAGAGAGUGAACAUAUCAGAGAAGCAAAUUAUUUUUAGCUGUAGAUGGACACAAUAUCUUUAUUUUACUUAUUUAUUUUAAUGUGGUGCUGAAGAUCGAACCCAGUGCCUCACAUGUGCCAGGCAAGUGCUCUACCACUGAGCCACAGCCACAGCCCAGAGAAGCAAAUUCUAAAAGAAUUAUUUUUUUAAAUCACUAAAGAGACCAAAAUCAGUUGGUCCUUGAACAGCUUUCAAAACCUAAAAAUAUGACGACCUCAGAGAUCAGACUGUCUUUGUGACUGGAUUAUAUUAUUGUUAAAUGAGCAAGUAUUCAUUUGAUAAAAUAUAAUUCUUAAAAAACAAGCUCAGAAGCAAAUACAUAGCAAAGCUGCAAAGUCAAUUUGGAUCUUUUAGUCAGAAACAAGGAAACUAAGAAAGUUGGCUUACCGAAAAGAAGUCUUGUUGCCAUUUGUAAAAAGACAAAGUACUCAGUCCUUAGUGGAUGAGCACAAAAUUUUCUAUAGAAUUUUAAAUGUAUUAUAUGUAUUGAGAUUCCUGUUCUAUAUGUCACAUGUUAAAGUACUGUCAAGUUAUUCAAGUCUGGAAACAAAAGCUGAACUUAACUCUUGCUCCUUCAAAGUUCCCCUAUGCUUUCAACACAAGCUAAACUGCAUCUUCCAAAAAGGAAAACACUGGUCAGGAACAAUGAUGCAUACCUGAAAUCCUACCAACUUGGAAAACUGAGGAAGAAUGAUAGCAAGUUUGAGGGCAGCCCCAGAAACUUAGCAAGACCUGUCUCUAAAUAAAAAUGAAAAGGACUGGGGAUGUAACUCAGUGGUAGAGUGCCCCAGGUUUGAUCGCUGGUAUGAAGAGGGGGAAAAGGAAAACACAGGGAUAGAGUUUAGAUAAAAGUUAAAUGAAGUAGUAUUUUAAUAGGUUCCAAGAAAAAUAAGGCAAUGAGUGAAGAGUUAACACCAAGCUUAGGGAUAGAAAUGGCCCAAAAUUCUGUCCUUGAAAAAUAGAGUCAAGGUAAAUUUAUGUCAUAUGACGUCUUUGCUGAAAGACUUCUGAUCUGAGAGAUUGUACCCUGUCUGGAUGGCGGGGCUGUAACUUUUCUGAACAGCUCAAAUCUUUCUAUGUCAGUAACAUGAUUUUUAAAGUAAAGUUUAAGAUCUACAGUUUUAAAGAACAAUGCUUCUCAGUACCACACCCUGAAAUUUAUUAACCGAAGCCAUUUGUACAGAAUUAAAGUAUGCCACAACUAAGCUCCAGCAUAUAACAAGGUGAACAUUUGUGACAAGUAAGUGCUUACUCAAUUCCAUAAGUACUAAUAUAUCUCAGAAUUACCCUCUUAGACAAAAAAGAUAAUUAUCUUUUUUGAAGGCUGAAUGGGGCUGCCAGGACCAAAGGAAAUGGACCUCACUUCCUAUUAUCUUCUUAGCUGACAUCAAUAAAUUUUAAUUCAGUAAUUAUUAGUUGAGUUAGUGUUAUUAAUUCUUAUUUUGUUAUACUCACAACAACUCUAUGAAGUAUGUAAAAUCACAAUUCUCGAAUGUUGUCAUUUACUUAGGAGAGAACCAGCAGGAAGAAGUUCUCUAUUGAACUAUAAACUCAUAAGAACAUAUCUAUUUCUGCAUAUUUACAUUUCUAAGUUUAUAGGUCUCCAAAUCAUCUAUGACUUCAUCAAUUUUGAAUUUUUAGUCAAAUACAGUAGGACAGAAAAGUUACAUUCUCUAAUGAGAGUCUGAUAAGUUCAAUCAAGCUUAUUAGAAAAUACUCUAGUAUGACUCCAAAAUGAAAGAAAGCUGAACUGGAGAUAUAGUUCAGUUGGUAGAGUUCUUGCUUCAAAAGCACAAGGUCCUGGGUUCUAAUCCCCAGCACCACAAAACAAGAUGAAAGAAAGUACUAAUUUGAAUUUUUCUAAGUCCAGGAUAACUAUUUUUAUUACAAACAUAGUUUUAAAAAUUAUUCAAAGUUUAGAUAUAAGAUAACAUAGACUCAGAGAGAUUCAGUCAUUAUUUUUAUUUUUGCUAGUGAAAAUUAACUUUAAACAAGUUACAUAUGCCGCCUAAUUUCACUCAUUUAGUUAGUGGUAGAGUUGUAAUUGUGAUUAUUCUAUGACUUUUAGUCAUAGAAUUUUCUGCCUCACAAAAUACAGUUUGACAAUGGAGACAGGCAAUUAGACAUGCAAUUAUAAUAUAUGUAUUAUGAAAAGGCUUGGUACAUUCUUAUGUGUUCAUUUCUGUUCUCUUUCCUUUUCCCCCUCCUCACACUGGAAUCUCCACACUCUUCCUUAUCUUUUUUUCACUGCUGUUCUGUCUUUGGACUGAUCAUAGGCUUCAGAUUCGUCUUCACUACUUUCUUUUGUACUACCCUACUUCUCUCCAGACAUCAAAGAUAGUUCUCAUCCUCAUCCCUCCUUAAUGGCAUAGCUGUAGGACCCUGACAGGCUCUCUCUCUUCCUAGAUUAUGGCACGAGGGUCAUUUCUUCCUCCAAAUUUUAGGACUCUCCCUUAGAACUCUCAAAGCUGUCUCCAGUUUUCUGGCAUUUUGUUGAAUCUGCUGCUUGAACAUGUCCAGGGUCAAAAGGGUGUUACUUGUGUGCCACAAGGAUAGGAGACCUUACUCAAUGCUUGCCUUGUCUUUUCCUUCAUCUUUUCUGUCAGUUGCCUCAGGAUCUAUUAAUCUCUCUGCAAGCCAACUAACUAUUACUAAUCCAUUAUAAUGGAUUCUAGUUUUUUUAAAUGGUGGGAAAACAUCAGGCGCUCUCAGGGUAAGGCCUCCCAUAGCCUCCAUUAUUUUGCAGCAUUCUGUCCUUAAUGGCUCAUGGCUUGGAGAAAUGUGAAAGACCUCAUCUGGCAUGUGGAGGUCCAAUAGUUAGAAUGCUCACAGACGUACAUUAAGACAAUAGGGUAAGGAAUCUCCAGGUGGAGACCCAAUGGAAGAUACAGUGCAGUAACAAUGCUUAAGGCCAGAAUUCCAUCAGUUCACAUGCUGAAAGGGAUAGAGGGACACCUCACCCUCUAACAUACUCUUUAUCUUCUCUUCCAGAUGGGUAACUACAUGUCCAUACUCCAAGAGUCAGCCCUCAGCUACAUCUUUAGAAAUUGGGAUAAGUUUAACCCCCAAACCCAUAAAAAGAUGCUUUGUCUUCUUUCCUUUGCCUUUCUUGAGAAAUACUUUCUUUUCUGCUUCUCGUGUCUUCAAUUUCUUUCUUCAAAGUUCUAUAGUUUUCAUUGUAGAAGUCUUUCACCUCCUUGGUUAGAUUUAUUCCUAGGUAUUUUUUGAGAGUAUUGUGAAUGGGAUGGUUUUCCUGAAUUCUUCCUCAGAAGAUUCAUUGUUGGUAUAUAGGAAAGCUAUUGAUUUUCGUAUGUUGAUCUCAUAACAUGUUUCUUUCCCAAAUUUGUUUAUUAGCCCUAGCAGUCAUUUGGUGGAGUUUUUUGAUCUAGGUAUAGAAUCAUAUCAUCUGCAAACAAUGAUAAUUUGAUUUUUCCUUUCCUAUUUUUAUCCCUUUUAUUUCCUUCUCUUGCUUAAUUGCUCCAGCUAGAACUUCUAGCACUCUUGGUGUGGUGAGAAUGGACAUCCCUGUCUUGUCCCAGAUUUUAAGGGAAAAGCUUUUAGUUUUUCCCCAUUCACUAUGAUGUUGGCUUGGGGUUUGUCAUAUAUAACCUUUAUGAUGUUGAAGUAGGUUCCUUCUAUCCCUUGUUUCUUCGGUGCUCUUAUCAUGAAUGGGUGCUAAAUUAUGUCUUCUUAAUAUGUUGUUGGAUAUGAUUUGCAAAUUUUUUCUAAGCAUCUUUGCUUCUAAGUUCAUCAGGGAUAUUGGCCUGUAGUUUUCUUUCUUUGAUGUGUCCUUAUCUGGUUUUGAUAUAACAUGACCAUGACACUGGCUUUUUAGGACUAAUUUGGAAGUGUUUCACCACUUUCUAUUUCAAGGAAUAAUUUGAGGAGCAUUGGGAUUAGUUCUUGUUUAAAGGUUUGGUAGGAUUCCAACAAUAAUCCAUCUGGUCCUGGACUUUCCUUUGUGGGAAGACUUUUAAUUGGUGUUUCAAAUUCAUUACUUGAGAGACAAAUAUCAUUACCUAUGUACAUGUAUGAGUACAUGAAUGGUGUGAAUCUAUAGUGUGUAAAACCAUAGGAAUGAAGAGUUGUACCCCAUUUGGGUACAAUGAAUCAAAAUACAUUCUGUAAAAAUAAAAAAAAAACCCAUAGCAAAAAAAAAUUCUGAAGCAACAAUAGUCUAAUAUACACUUAUCAGGAAGAAAAAUGUUCUGGCCUCUGAAAGCCUCUUCUAAAUAUAUGUGUUCUAUGAAUGCAUGGGUGUGGGCUGGAAGGGAUAGGACAAAGGGUUUUUAAAAAAAAAAACUUCAUUGAUUUAUAAUUAACGUAUUACACAUAUUUAAAGCAUAGAAUUUUAUAAUUACUGAUGUAUGUAUGCACUUUUAAUACCACCAGCACAGUAGAGUGAAUAGGUCAAAAACAUCCAUUGUGGGACU